CUCAAUUAUUUAAAUUUAAUAAUAGAAAGGUUUGUAGAUCGAUCAUAAACUGAUAUGUUUAGCCGAAAGAAUACUUUCGGAAGCAUUCGGCUGGCUUCGGCAUUCCACGAACAGUGUAAUCAAAGUGAUCUUGGCCCACUUGUUGUUCAGACGUGACACGCUAAGUUCAACCUAAGAUUUUCAUACACAUAAAAAAAAAAAAAAAAAUUAUAUCAAAUAAUACAAUUACAUACCAUAUGUACAAAAAUGUUUAACUAAAAAUAAAACUGUUACCCUUAUCAUUACAAUGGAAUAUUUGCAAUCAUUUAAUAGUUAACAGUAACGAUGUCAGUGAACCAGAUGUAUUAAUUUGAAAUCACACAACAGAUGAUUUAGUGAUAAGUAGUGAUAAUGACAAAUGUUCUGUACUGAGACAACAUGUCGUUGGAAUUGCAGAUUCAAGAGCUCUCCUUGGAGCUCCGCAAUCUCAGCACUUACCAACUGGAGAGCUACAAGGAAAUCACCGAAAGUGCGGCGAUGCAUCUCUACGAGACCAACAUCUACUGGAAGGAGUUGAUCGAAGAGUACCAGAGCUCCUGGGACAGCCUGGAUACACUAGCAAAGAUGGAAACAAAGAACAAAGCUAGCUGGAUCAAGCUCACAGACUACAUGUAUGUCGAGGGGGUGAUGGCCGGAAAGAAGAAAGUUUUGGUGGACAUCGGCGGCGAAUAUUUCGUCUAUAUGACCAUACCGAACGCGAAGGACUUCUUCGAAAGGAGAGGAGCGUAUGGAAUGGAAAUGAUGGAAUUCUACGAAGACCUAUUCUACAAGAAGAGGUUGGUCUAUUCCGCCAUCGACGAGGCAUUGAAGAGGAAAUUGAAAGUGAAAUUGGCAAAAAUCGGUAAGAUGCGAGAACAGAUCACCGAUGAAUGAUUAUGCAUUUAAUAUAUCAUGA
Nezara viridula (southern green stink bug) is the source of this 934-nucleotide messenger RNA. The record is from the annotation of a GenBank genome assembly. Lineage: Eukaryota; Metazoa; Arthropoda; Insecta; Hemiptera; Pentatomidae.